AUGGCUCAUGAAAGAAUAUACGGCUCGUUUGAGACUGGCGAUAAUGCCUCUCCUAUAAUGAGUCACGCUAGCCUUCAACGGCAACCUGAUGAGAACAGCAAACUAUUGCCAGAUGAUCUUCCAACGGAGUUUGAAGCCCAAAGGGUGAUCGAGGGGGACGCUAAUUUUCAUCGUCUCGGUUGGAAACAUCUCACGGUGGUCAGCAUCGUCGAAGCGAUCGCUCUCGGCGCCCUUAGUCUACCUGCCGCAUUUGCAACACUGGGCAUGAUCCCGGGUAUUGUUACAUGUGUUGGGAUGGGAAUUAUCGCGAUAUACACCAGCUAUAUCAUCGGACAAGUCAAGAUCAAAUUCCCUUCAGUUGCGCACUAUGGAGAUAUUGGGCAACUGAUGAUGGGCAAAUUUGGCUACUGGCUCUUCAGUGGCAUCUUCGUCUUUCAGCUGACACUCUCUGUUGGAUCUCACUGCCUUACUGGCAUGAUUGCCUUUGCGAAUAUCACUCAAAGUAGUGUUUGCUCUUUGGUGUUCGGCGUUGUCUCCGCGAUCAUUCUGCUCUUGUUAGCGAUACCGCCUACAUUCGCCGAUAUCGCCAUUCUCGGUUAUAUUGACUUCGUCUCCGUUAUUCUCGCAAUCGGAGUCACGAUGAUUGCUACUGGAAUUCAGCAGGCGCAAAGUGCGGGCGGCCUCGCGAGCUCAAACUGGUCUGCCUGGCCCCCAGAGGAUGUCACAUUUUCUAAAGCUGCCGUCGCCGUCAGCAAUAUUGUCUUCGCUUACGCCUUUGGUGGCGCUUUACCCUCAUUCAUGAAUGAAAUGCAUACGCCGAAAGACUAUGUCAAAUCAAUCACCGCACUGGGGGUCAUUGAGAUCUCAAUAUACGUGCUAACCGGAUCUGUCAUCUAUGCCUUUGUCGGACAGGAUGUUCAAUCUCCUGCUUUGCUAUCGGCGGGACCUGUUGUAUCCAGGAUCGCCUUUGGAAUUGCCCUCCCGGUGAUCUUUAUUUCCGGCUCCAUCAAUACUACGGUCGUGUGUCGGUACAUUCACACGCGAAUCUAUCGUGAUUCGGUCGUUCAGUACGUCAACACAGUGAAGGGAUGGGUGACCUGGAUAGCACUCGUGGUUACCAUCACCACGAUCGCUUGGGUAGUUGCUGAAGUCAUCCCCUUCUUCGACGAUCUAUUGUCCAUCAGUGCGGCUCUCCUCGUCUCUGGGAUGUCUCUUUAUUUCCCCCCAAUGAUGUGGUAUUUACUUCUGAGAGAUGGAGACUGGUGGAAAUCGAGAAAUCUCCAACACAGUUUCUACAAUUUGGUCUGUUUCUUGAUCGGGAUCACGGUCCUUGUAUGUGGCGUUUAUGCAAGUAUUGUUGAGUUGAUAAGGAAAUUUCAAGACGGGGCUAUAGGUAGACCCUUUUCGUGCACGCUCGGCUAA
Messenger RNA from Penicillium cinerascens, 1422 nucleotides. RefSeq lists its product as uncharacterized. Gene Ontology annotation, biological process: amino acid transmembrane transport. Lineage: Eukaryota; Fungi; Ascomycota; Eurotiomycetes; Eurotiales; Aspergillaceae. Gene Ontology annotation, cellular component: vacuolar membrane. Gene Ontology annotation, molecular function: amino acid transmembrane transporter activity. The record is from RefSeq and is a predicted model, not a curated record. The transcript has 2 exons. Bases 1 to 1422 code for a protein of 473 amino acids.